AUGGUGAAGUUAGAAAUGUUUUAUAUGAUGAAUGUAUUUCUCCAUUUGAAGACAUUUAAUGACGUCCGCACAUUUAUACAAGUCUCAAAGAAAUGUUUAUCUGUGACAGACUCAAUCCACGUGAACCCAUGGUUUUCGAAUGCCGACGACAUUUACAAAUAUGAUCAACACUUCCACCCAACAACUUUGAAUGUAAAUUCCAUCAAAUACAAAUACAUAGUAACAUCAGAAUUUGCACGAAAUUAUGUAAUUACCAAUUCUGAAGUUUUUUCAAACAGACUUGGUCAAUCCUUUAAAGUACUUUCUGGGACAUUGAUCGAAAUGUAUUUAAAUAUAUUUGACUUUGUACGAGUCUUGCAAAAUCUUCAAGAACUCACAAUAAACAUCAAAUUAUUGCCCGAGUUGUAUACAAAGUUCUGUGACGCAACGAGUUAUACUCUUUUUACAUUAAAAUUCCCUCGAAAACUUUUUGUUCUAACGAAUUCAAUUAUAACUAAAAAUAACUCAAAUAACAAUUUAGAUAUUGUUAAUAAUAUUAAGAAGAGGUUUGAUACUAAAAUUUACUUUUUGUACACCAAGAAAUACAUAAAUGAUAAAGACGACUUAAGAGAUAUGGGAAAGAUAUACACUGCAAGUAAUACGUUGAUUAAAUCACACAAUAUCGACUAUAUAAUUCCAAUGAAUUCAUAUAAGAUAUCAACACUUUUUGAUCAAACAACGGAAGACGAUAUACAGAAAAUGAAUGACUUCAUUACUCAAGUGAUGCCUUCAAAAAUCAAAAUAUACUGUUCGGAAUUUAUUACCGUCUUUGAUAUAUCAAAUCUCAAUUUAGAAAAUAUUGAUUGUGUAAAAUUUGAUGCAAAAUCUUCCCAGCACAUUGACUACGUGUGUUCUAAUGAACAAAUAUUGCCCGAAAGAAUUGAAUGUAAAGACUGUACUUUAACUUCAAAACGUCCUAUAUUCAAUGUCAAAGAAGUUGAGUUAAGUCAACACUGGAAUGUGGUUGUCGAUAAUAAAAACGAUGAAAACAAUAACUCAAUUAAUUUUUUAAAGAAUGUCAAAGAGUUUCUUUUUCCAAACGUUGAACGUGUUGUCAUCAAAAAAGGAAAUUCAAACGAAUUUGAUUUUUCUCAAUUAAAAUCAUUAAAAAGUUUUGAAGCAAAUGGAUGUAAACAGUGUGAAUUCAUUCUUCCUCAUAUCAAUGGCGAGAACUGCGGGUUUAUAAAUAACACAAAAAUGAACAUCGUGAUGUAUACAGUAAGUCCACAGCGCUACAAAGUUGAGAGCUGUUACAAUUUAAAUUUCACAUUUUUGCAAAGAAAAAGUUUAAAUGAAGAUCACAAGAAAAAUAAGAAUGUGAGAUGUUCGCUUGAUAUUUUAAAUUGUAGGAAAGUUGUUUUAAUCAACACGAAGUAUAAUAAUAUCACAAUAACAAACUCAAGCGUUGCGUUUUUACCGAACACUGUUAUUAAUAAAUUGGAGACGGUUCAUUCAUAUAGUAUUAACAAAAAUGUGAUCCACGUGAAAAAGUUGAGUAUCGAUAAUAAUAAUGAUAAUAGUAACACAUUCAUUUUCGAUGAUAAAACAGUUGAAAGUUUGUCACUCGGAAAUUAUAAAAAUUUAAAGAUGUCUGUUGAACUCCCCGUGUGCAAAAUACUGAUCAUUUCUAUGUGUCAAAAUUGCGAUUUAAAUUUUGAAAACAGUCCAUUUGUGUCAAUUCAAGUGUGUCAGUCGAAGAACGUUAAAGUGUGUGGAGAGUUCAAAGCACUUAGUGCUGCACAAAUAAUUAUCUCGCCAAAUUGUGAGCUUUUUUCUACCAAUGAAGAAACCAAAAACCGUUUAAAUGCCAUAAAAGUUUACUCAGACGUUGUGUUCACGUCAAACAAAUUGAAGCCGUUAAUUGGCAUCCCACUUGAGCCCAAAUUCAACGUAUUACAAAGUGAAAAGUUUGUUGGUGUGACGGACUUUAGUCAGUUUAUGGACGUACUUAAUUGUGAGCGAAUCACUUUAUUGCGGUGCACAAAUGUAGAUGAUAACCCAUUUGCUGUAACUACAGACAACUUAGUAAUAAAAAAUUGUCGAUUGGGUAUUAUAGUACUUAAGAAAGAGAAUAUGGAGUGUUUGAAUAUCGCCAAUUCGUUUGUCGAGUUCGUCUCAGAUCCAAAGCAAUUUGGGAUCAAAGUCAAAAGAGGGAGAAUAUGUAAUUCAAAUGUACGAUACAACAAACUGAUUUUUAAUUCGAUGGAACUUGUUAAAAUGAACAAUGGAAGUAAUGGAGAUAUAAUGAGUAACUCAAUUAGUGUUACGGAAUGUACAAAUAUUGAACUUAAAAGUCUUCAAACUUUUAAUGCCGAAAUGACAGUUAAAAGGUGUAGAAAUCUGACAAUUUAUUUGUGUGGUGAAACAAAAGUCGAACAAAUUGAGUGUUAUAACACCAAAAUAAUCCGACUCCGUUUUUGUGAAGUGUCACUGCAUAAUGAUAAACUCAGUCUUUGGGAAGAGAUGCAAAUGGAAUAUAAUUUAAAACAGUAA
Molecule: messenger RNA, 2532 nt
Organism: Entamoeba invadens IP1
Lineage: Eukaryota; Evosea; Mastigamoebida; Endamoebidae
Exons: 1
Coding region: 1-2532 (843 amino acids)
Source: RefSeq, a predicted model, not a curated record